Molecule: messenger RNA, 1239 nt
Organism: Cyclocybe aegerita
Lineage: Eukaryota; Fungi; Basidiomycota; Agaricomycetes; Agaricales; Hemipholiotaceae
Source: the annotation of a GenBank genome assembly
AUGCCAGAUCAAGCCAUUGCGAUGUUUGAACACGCAAACGGGAAUAUGGUUCAAGGCAAUGUCUUCAACAUCCAACAGCGCAAGUCCAGUGAGACGGAUCGCCACUCAAUGAACCUCCUCGAGGAGCGUUGCUGCAUCGGUGCUCAAGUCGACUCCAAUGAGCGCUUCGACCCGCCACGAUGCGACCUGGAUACACGUGUCAAGAUCACGCAGGAUAUUAUGGACUGGAUCAAGGGCGACGACGAAGAAGCGUCCAUCAUGGUCCUCCAUGGGUCGGCUGGGGCUGGCAAGUCUGCCCUCGAACAGACAAUCGCCCAGCUAUGCCAGCAGGAGGGUCGUCUUGCCUCAAGCUUUUUCCUCUCACGAACGGCCGCUAACCCGCAGCGCAGUAAUGGCGAUGUGGUCAUCCCGACGUUGGUUUACCAGCACCUCCAGGUAUUUCCAUGGAUCAAGAACCCAGUGCUUGAUGAGAUCGAGGCAUACCCCAAAAUAUUCGACCUAUCGCGUGAGGUCCAGUUUGAUCGUCUUUUCGUGAAGCACUUCCAAGGGCCCCGACAGCAGCUCUCAGGCUACACACAACCCCGUCUCAUUGCAAUAGAUGGCCUUGAUGAGUGCAACGACCGCAACGUCCAGCUGGACCUCCUUCGCAUCAUCGCUGCUGCUGUCCCUCACCUUCAACACCCCUUCCGCUUUUUCAUUGCCUGCCGGCCAGAGACGCACAUCAUGCAAGUCAUUCAUAGGGACCCUCUCUUUCAGAACGCCUUCAUCCACCGCAUUGACCUUAACGAGGACACACAAGUCGACAACGAUAUACGCCACUUUCUGACAAAGAAAUUCCGAAAAAUACGAGAGAGCCAUCCCAUUGGGGGUUUCCUCUCUUCAUCAUGGCCAUCCGCUGAUGUCAUCGACACCUUGGUUGCGAAUUCUUCGGGCCAAUUUGUCUACGUCGAUACAGUGAUACGGUUUAUUGCCUGGAACAAUGCCAGACCUGACGAUCAACUCAACAUUAUCCUUUCCCUUACACUGCCGCGUCAAAACGAAAAGCCUUUCUACACAUUGGACUCAUUGUACAGCCAUAUAUUUUCCUGUGUUCAGGAUCGCGACACUGUGCAGCGUAUUCUUGGGAUCAUCUGGCUGGCAUCUCGGCAUGAAGUUUACGGAUAUGAGCGUUGGUCAGAUGAAUACCAUCUGUCAGAUCCCACAAACCUGGAAAGAAUCCUGAACCGUCGUCCGGGGUGA